This is a messenger RNA of Bactrocera dorsalis (oriental fruit fly), 862 nucleotides long. It is a transcript of the gene RpL10Ab, whose product is annotated as 60S ribosomal protein L10a-2. Lineage: Eukaryota; Metazoa; Arthropoda; Insecta; Diptera; Tephritidae. Bases 152 to 805 code for a protein of 217 amino acids. Gene Ontology annotation, cellular component: large ribosomal subunit. Gene Ontology annotation, biological process: translation. Gene Ontology annotation, molecular function: RNA binding; structural constituent of ribosome. The transcript is spliced from 3 exons. The record is from RefSeq and is a predicted model, not a curated record.
UAGCUGCUUUAACGUAUGAACAGAUGGCGCUAAGAAUGAGCAGCUGUUGGUAAUAGUGUUUCAGUGCUUUCAAUAAACGUCAAUUGGAACGGAUUUAACAAAUUUAGGCAACAAUCGUUCUUUCUCACAUUGUUCGUCGUAAGGUGCAGACAUGGCGUCGAAAGUGUCUCGCGAUACACUCUAUGAGUCGGUUAACGCAGUUUUGGAAUUCUCCCAAAAGAAGAAGCGUGGAUUUUUGGAGACAUGUGAACUACAAAUUGGUCUUAAAAACUACGAUCCUCAAAAGGAUAAGCGUUUCUCCGGCACUGUCAAAUUGAAGCAUAUCCCACGUCCCAAGAUGAAGGUGUGCAUUCUCGGUGACCAACAGCAUUGUGACGAAGCUAAAGCUAAUGGUGUGGAAUGUAUGGAUGCAGAGGCUUUGAAAAAACUGAAUAAGAACAAAAAAUUAGUGAAAAAACUAGCAAAGUCCUACGAUGCAUUUUUGGCUUCAGAAUCACUGAUUAAGCAAAUUCCUCGUUUGUUGGGUCCAGGUUUGAAUAAGGCCGGUAAAUUCCCUGGUCUGUUGUCGCAUACAGAGUCCAUGAUGGCUAAAAUUGAAGAAGUGAAAUCAACCAUCAAGUUCCAAAUGAAAAAAGUAUUGUGCUUAUCCGUCGCUGUUGGUCAUGUGGAUAUGAAGCCCGAUGAGCUGGUGCAGAAUAUUCAUUUGUCAAUUAAUUUCUUGGUUUCGCUUUUGAAGAAAAAUUGGCAAAAUGUGCGUUCGUUGCACAUCAAGUCGUCUAUGGGACCACCACAACGUUUGUACUAAUGAAAAAUUUUUAUGUACGCCAUAUAUAUUUCUUUGGAAAUAAAUGUGUAAAGUAAA